Chrysochloris asiatica (Cape golden mole) is the source of this 900-nucleotide messenger RNA. It is a transcript of the gene SPMIP6, whose product is annotated as chromosome unknown open reading frame, human C9orf24. The record is from RefSeq and is a predicted model, not a curated record. NCBI's taxonomy places the organism in Eukaryota, Metazoa, Chordata, Mammalia, Afrosoricida, Chrysochloridae. Gene Ontology annotation, molecular function: alpha-tubulin binding. Bases 1 to 900 code for a protein of 299 amino acids. Gene Ontology annotation, cellular component: manchette; perinuclear region of cytoplasm. The transcript has 7 exons.
AUGUUCAUCUUCUCCCGUAAGACCAAGACCCCCAUCAGCACCUACACUGACUCCUACAGAGCUCCUACCUCCAUCAAGGAGGUCUAUAAGGACCCACCUCUGUGGGCCUGGGAAGCCAACAAAUUUGUGACCCCGGGCCUGACUCAGAACAUGGAGCGCCACGUGGACCAUGAAGCCCUUCAGAAGAUGGUCAGAUGUGCCACGCAGGACUACAGCUACAAAAAUUCCAUACCAGGCCACCCCUACUUCCCUGAGAAGUAUUGGCUCUCUCAAGAGGAAGACAAAUGCACCCCAAGCUAUCUGCAAGGUGACCGGUACGCCACAUGGAGGAUAGAACCUUACAAUAACACCUGCUGGAACAAUCAGUAUAUCACCUGUUUGCCCCGGCUGCCUAAGGAGGCUGGAAUGGAGACGAUAGUUCGAGGAAUGCCCAUGGAAUAUCCUCCUAAACCCGACCGCCUCAAUGCCUACGAACGCGAGGUGGUGGUGAACAUGCUGAAUUCGCUGUCACGGCACCAGCCGCUGCCGCAGAUCACCCCCCGAUGCCGGUGCGUGGAUCCGCUGCCAGGCCGCCUGCCCUUUCAGGGUUACGAAAGCCCUUGCUCUGGCCGUCACUACUGUUUGAGCGGGAUGGACUACUACGCCACCGGGACGCAGUGCCUUAAACGACGUCCUAGGCCUGGGUGCUUUGCUCAGACGACUGUAAGGGUUGCAUCUCCCUACCAACACCGGCCCGGGAUGCUAUGUGCUGUUACAACUCCCCCGCCGACAUACUACCCAUAUCUGAAUCUUAGAUGGGACACAAGUCACUUCAAGAAGACUGGUGGUCCCUUGAGAAACAACUAUAUUAUCCACCCUGAGUUUGUGUCUGAGACCUAUCCUGAGUACUGCUCCUGGUAG